Molecule: messenger RNA, 1894 nt
Organism: Tigriopus californicus
Lineage: Eukaryota; Metazoa; Arthropoda; Copepoda; Harpacticoida; Harpacticidae
Product: neuropeptide F receptor-like
Exons: 6
Coding region: 27-1529 (500 amino acids)
Biological process (GO): G protein-coupled receptor signaling pathway
Cellular component (GO): membrane
Molecular function (GO): neuropeptide Y receptor activity
Source: RefSeq, a predicted model, not a curated record
AUUUUCAGCCCACGACUUGUUUCGAUAUGAACGAGUCUUUUAAUGAGUCUGAACAAGAUGCCAUGGCUAUGGCUCAGGAGAUGCUAUUGGACAUGUACCGUGCCAAUCGCUCCAUUGCUCAACCCUGGUAUUCGAUCUUCACCCUGGUAUACACGUUUCUCAUUGGAACCGCCUUUGGCGCCAACACGUUGGUGUUCCUCUCCGUGAUUCGUCGGAAAGAGAUCUGGAGUGCAAGGAACAUUUUCAUCUUGAACCUGACCCUUGCCGAUAUGCUCCUCUGUGUCACCAUGACAUUUAGCGCCGUGGAUGUCCUAACCAAAUAUUGGCCUUUCGGCCAUGAUAGUCUCUACUUGUGUCGAACUGUGAAGGCUGCCCCUUGCUUUGUGGUCUAUAUGACCUCUCUGACCAUUGUGGUCAUAGCCUUUGAUCGAUAUUGGUGUAUCGUGAGGCCAAAUUCUAGACAACUCUCGGCUGUUCAGGCCAUUGCCAUAUUAUUGGUCCUGAUCCUCAUCUCGCUUCUAAUGUCUACACCCAUCUAUAAUAACUCUCAUCUUCACGUACCUGCUGCCCUCCAAUCCUCGUCGGACAAUGAAGGCCAACAAGGCUCAUCCAAUGAGAAUGAAAAUCAAGAAGAGAGCGCCGAUGUCACCAUCGAUUUUGAUAUUCCUUGGUCAGAGAUCGUCUUCUGCAUCGAGGAUUGGAACAUGCAAGGCAAUGGGUCCACCUCUCUAAUUCACUCCAACAACCAACGUCACUUGUAUUCCAUAUUCUCGUUGGUGUGUCAAUUUGGCAUCCCCUUGGUCAUCAUUUCGGUUUUGUACAUGCUGAUCUAUUCCUAUCUCCAAAAAAACCGCAUUGUCCGCAAAGAGAAGGUGUCCGACCGGAAGCGGGCCCGUCGAACCAAUACGAUGCUCUUUGUUAUCUCGUUGUUAUUUUGUCUCUGUUGGCUACCCUUAAACGGACUCAGUCUGGUCAUUGAUUCCACCAAUUUGUUUGAGGAUAAACACGAGCUGAUGCUGAUCGUGUUCAUCAUUUGUCACGUCAUUGGCAUGUCAUCCGCAUGCAUCAAUCCAAUUUUAUACGGCUAUCGGAAUGAAGGCGUGCGCAAUGAGAUUUCUGGCAUUUUCAAGCGGUUCUCAACCAGAAACUCUCCAUCAUCCGGGAGGAAACGUCCCAGGAACUUGCUUGAGAUGAGGGUGGCUAGUCCCAAACAAAACAACAGUAACUCGCCUGAAAUAGUAGUGGAUGAGCAUCAACCAGAUUGUUCCCACUCAACGGAUCAACCCUCGGACUAUAUUGGUGGCGUCAGUGACAAUGAGAUCUCGAAUAGUGGAGUCACAGCAAGUAUCCGAUAUUGUUCCGUGAUUCGUCCCGACUUCAUGCGUUCUCCAUCUAUCAAUAGUGUUCCAGAAUCAAGAACAUCGUCUUUAAAUCCCAUGAUCUUUAAGCAAUUACCCACUAGAGUCUCGUCUUUCGACGAAUCAUCUUUCAUAAGACCCAUUCCAACCUUGAAAGUCUCGAGCAUUUGAAUUCUCAUCCAUAUUCAUUUGAAGCAACUUGACUCUGCGAAAUUCAACUUGUGGUCCAACUUAGAGAGAAACUUUUGAGCCCAGUUUCUCCCUUAAUUGGGCUUCUUAUCAAGAAAAAGUCCGAUGGAAGAGGAUUUGAAAGUGGGAACGAGUUUGGGUACCUGCGGACUUCUGUUCUCAAAAGUCUCCAAAGUCUAUUCAUUCUUCAAACUUGUCAGAUUUACAUGCGAACAGAGUGAUAAUUGUGAUAUUUUACUCAUCCAAGCCAUCUUAUUGAGGAGGUUGUGAAAGUUUUAUCCUUGAACAAGACGUCAUGUUUAACCGGUUCUGGCUCCUUAAAUGUGAAAUAUAAUUUAUUAAUUGUU